GCUGGGUGCGCUGUCCCGGGAAGCUGCCCCUGUGGGGGCACGGGAGGCGUUUGCGGCAGUGUCACCCCUAAACUGAAAGCUGCUGUUUUUGUGUUGGGAUGGGUAAGCUGGUGUUUUUGCAGUGACUUGAUGCAGUUUGGACUUAUUUAAACUGGGAGAUGUGGAGUGGGCUGUUACCUCCAGGACUGAAUGAGAGUGAUGUUGAUCUAAGUUCUGAUGAUGGAGAUGAAACACCUGAUUCCUGCUCAAAAGAAGAUACUGAGAGGCUUCAGGGGACUGAACAGGAGAGUAAUGCCAGCAGUGAACCUGUUGUACCAGUGACAGAUGAAGAAAGUGAAUUUCAAACCUGCCCUCCUGGAGUUUCUGUAAAUAUCUGGAAUAAAUUUGUGGAGCUUCAGAAGAAACACCGUGAAAUGAAAAUGCAAGUAAAAGAGGAAAACAGAUGUCGAAAAAGAAAGCGCCACCGAAAAGCAAAACAGAGAAAGACCGAUGAAGUGGCUAAGAGUAGUCAGCAGUUGGAAAAUGAAGACAAAUGGAAAGAACUUACACAAUACUUUGGAAUCAAUGAUAGAUUUGAAUCACCUGUGUACAGCAGGACUCCACAAAAGUCUGGCCUUGAACUGAGCAUAGAAAAGUGUGUGGCUGAAGGUGACAUUGCCAAGGCUGAGGAGCUGAGUGACAGAUUAGCCAUUCGUGAGCUUGGUGUGAAAAUUGCCAAAGCUGCCGCUUGCCGCAACUUUGUAAAAGCCAAGCAAGAAGCAGAGGCUGCCCAAGAAGCUCAAAAGAAAAAGAAGCUUGCUUGGGGAUUUGAAGCCAAGAAAAGAUGGGAAACAAAAAGCAACAUGGGAUACAUGUAAUCCAUCCUGUUUUCCUCAGGAGUCAAAUACCUGUUGUUACUUGAAGAAUUUUUGUGGGCAACUUAUUAAAUCUAAACAUAACCCCCCCCCAAAAAAACCCCCACAUCAAAUGCCUUCUAUUUAUCUUAAUGUUUUUAAACUGCACUAUCUUGUUUUGGCACUCUCUUGUAAAUAAUACAGCAAAAAAAAACUAUCUAAACCCCAAUACCAUGUUAAAUUUUCCUCCUAGAUAUGAAACUAAAGAUAAUGCAUUUCAGGAUGAGUUUGGAGUCUGGUAGAGAACUCUGAGGUUGAAAUAAAAUCCUUGGUCCAAAUGCAUUUUG
Messenger RNA from Ficedula albicollis (Collared flycatcher), 1180 nucleotides. It is a transcript of the gene FAM204A, whose product is annotated as family with sequence similarity 204 member A. The record is from RefSeq and is a predicted model, not a curated record. The transcript is spliced from 8 exons. NCBI's taxonomy places the organism in Eukaryota, Metazoa, Chordata, Aves, Passeriformes, Muscicapidae. Bases 159 to 857 code for a protein of 232 amino acids.